AUGAAUUUCAUUGGCAUGCUUCAAGAUGCUUAUAGCUAUGAAUUCAAAAGCGAAACAUUUUUGCAGGAAUUUGUUGAAGGUUAUAAGUCUCCUUAUGCUGAGGGGGAUGAAGCAGUUCCGUUGGAGAUGCGCAUUGCUGAUGCGGUUUAUGCAGCUGAAGAUGUAAUCGAAUAUCACAUUGUUGAACAGCUUCGUCCCGGUGGCUUAGUCUUGUACGAGGCUUUGAGGAACGUGAUAGAAGACAUGGAUUCGGUGGUUGCAGUCAAAGAAGAGACUCAUGCGUAUUUAAGAAAAGACAUGGAUUUGGAUUUGAUCAAGAAAGACAUGAUGGAGAUCAUUGCAAUCAAAGAUCAGCUAGAGAUACAAGUCUCUGCAGCAUCAGUUGGUUCGUCAACAUCUGCAGACUUUCAUUUCAUGAGAGUUUGCAGAAGGCUGAGCAGCACAACCAUGGUGGGCUUUGAAGAUGUCAUGCUUCAACUAAUGGAGAAGCUCGUUUACGGAAAACCCGGUUGCCAAGUCAUCCCAAUUGUAGGAAUGGGAGGAAUUGGUAAGACCACUCUUGCCACAAAUGUUUACGAAAAAACAGCUAAUAGUUGUCAUUUUGAUAUUUGUGCUUGGGAUACAAUUUCUCAGCAAUAUAACAUAGAACAACUUCUUUGUGAAAUUCUAUCUCAAGCCAAUAAACAAGGGUCGAGCCAAAUGAGCGAAGAUGAAAUAGGAUUAGCACUCCACAAAUGUUUGUCAUUUAGAAGGCUAUUAAAUUUGGGAUCAAAAUUGGAUAGUAGUUAUGGGCUUGAAAUGAAAUUUAUGAAUGAGGAAAGUAGCUGGAAUUUGUUCUGCAAAAUUGUGUUUAGUGGAAAGAGUUGCCCUUCGGAAUUAGUGAAAAUUGGAAAGAAGAUUGUGGAGUGUUGUAGAGGACUUCCAUUAUUAUCUAUUGUUGUGAUAGGAGGUCUUGUGGAAAAACUGGAACAAACCAAAGAGUGUUGGGAAUCUAUUAGGGGAAGCUUAAAUUCAUUAGUGAAUUUGGAGAAUGAUAUGCAUUGUUUGAAAAUACAGAAGCUGAAAUCUCUUAGCUGCUAUCUGCUUUCAAGAUGUGAUUUGUCGUGA
Molecule: messenger RNA, 1107 nt
Organism: Salvia splendens (bonfire salvia)
Lineage: Eukaryota; Viridiplantae; Streptophyta; Magnoliopsida; Lamiales; Lamiaceae
Product: putative late blight resistance protein homolog R1B-23
Exons: 4
Coding region: 1-1107 (368 amino acids)
Molecular function (GO): ADP binding
Source: RefSeq, a predicted model, not a curated record